AUGGGUGUAUUUCGAUUAUUUACAGCGUUGGAUAAUAAAUUUGAUACGACUACAGAUAACCAAAGAACUUUAAUUAAAAAAUAUACACAGAACAUUUCAAAUAAAACACUCUUUACAAAGAUUACACUUGGUAAACUGAAAGAUAAGAAUACCAUUAAAAAAUUGAAGGAUUCUCAUGUUCCUAAUUAUUAUUAUGAUGCAUCAAAUGUUGUUGAAAACCCUGAGAUCAAUAAAAUUAUUUGGCAAAGGAAAAAAAGAGGGUCUUACUCUAUACGACUAAUCAUUCCUAAAAGUUCAAGAAAUAUUUAUAUGUGUGAUCUAGAUUUUAUUAAUAAACCCUCAAUUUAUAAUACGUCGUCCAAUUUAAGAAUGAAUUGCUCGGAUUCAAAUGACGGGAGUAGCACAGUUACCUCGGCAGUUACUUUAAGUGGUCACAUACUUAUUGAUAUUCUAGAAGAAUUAAAAUCCCCAAUUACAUUAGAAUCAAUUAAUGUGUAUUUUAAAUGUUUUGUUACAGAGAUUAUCAUGCAGACAGAUAAUGAAUUAGGUAAAGCUAAAUAUCCAACAUCAGUUGCAUUUCAAAGGUUUGAUAAAAAGACCUCCUUACGAAUGUUACCCAUUCAAUCAUUACAUAUUGAUCUUUUAGAAAAGAUUCCUCAAGGGAUUACAUUAAAGAAACCAGGUAAGAUUGAAUUGCCAUUUACAUUUGUAAUAUAUCCAAAUAAAUUCCCAGCUCAAUUAAAUACGGUUUGGGGGAAAACUUUCUAUAGAGUUGAAUGCCAGAUAAUGAAAAAGGAUUCACAAAAAAAUUAUAAAGAAUGGUCAAUUUUAUCAAGAAAGAUUGACUAUUACAGAGUCCUAUCAAAUGAAUAUGAUAUGGGAUUAUUGAAGGAUACUGUCUUUUAUCAUGGGAUUUGUAACAAAUUGGAAGUAGAAUAUCAAAUAUGUCUGGAUAGUAGAAUCAUUGAGAUUAAUUCUUACUUCAAUAUAUGCAUUGAGUUAUUACUUAAAAAGAAAUACCCCUUAGAUACCAUUACAGUUUUCCUAAUACAGAAUGUUGCAAUACCUUUUGGGGAGUCUUCUUCUUCUUUCAAGGAUAUGACUUCUUCUAAUCGUGAAGAGAGUGAUAAAACUGAUUGUCAUAUUUUUAAACUUGAGAAACACCUUUACAGUGGACAAACUAACCUUUCAGGAGUGAAAAAUAAAGACAGAAAAUAUCAAAUUAUUAAAGAUAAUAAAGAAAAAAAUAAUCUACAAAUAAUAUCUAUCAAUGAUUUAAAAAUUACAAAUUAUAAUGAAAUAAUUAAAGCCAAUACCCUUGUACAUCCAUUCUAUUGUGAAAGUAGUACCCAAGAUCCAAAUAUUGCUAGAAUUAAGAUCAGUCAUUUCCUUAGUAUACGAUUUGAGUUCAAAAUGGAAGGUAAGAAAAGGUCUCCUAGAAUAUUCCAUAGAAUUCCGAUCUGUUUAAUUGACAAACUUAUAUUAGAUAGCAUGGAUAUACCAAACUAUCGAGAAUUUUAA
Molecule: messenger RNA, 1521 nt
Organism: Maudiozyma barnettii
Lineage: Eukaryota; Fungi; Ascomycota; Saccharomycetes; Saccharomycetales; Saccharomycetaceae
Gene: SPO23
Product: Spo23p
Exons: 1
Coding region: 1-1521 (506 amino acids)
Source: RefSeq, a predicted model, not a curated record